Molecule: messenger RNA, 2339 nt
Organism: Myxocyprinus asiaticus (Chinese sucker)
Lineage: Eukaryota; Metazoa; Chordata; Actinopteri; Cypriniformes; Catostomidae
Product: matrix metalloproteinase-9-like
Exons: 13
Coding region: 264-2306 (680 amino acids)
Biological process (GO): proteolysis; extracellular matrix organization; collagen catabolic process
Cellular component (GO): extracellular matrix
Molecular function (GO): metalloendopeptidase activity; zinc ion binding
Source: RefSeq, a predicted model, not a curated record
UAAGUGUUUAGUAAGUGGGAGUGCUAAAAUGACCUACAGGAGGUGGGCGGGUGUUCAGUGACUAAUCCCUAUGGACCACAUAAAUACUGCCUUCAGGGCAUGAGAGAAGACAGAGAGAUCAAGCUGAGAAGACACAACAAGACCGCAUGUUCUUCACUUCUGGCUUGAUCUGAUCUGACUUCUCCUAGGAAGACCGUUUCUCCAGCUUUGUUUUCUGUUUCCUUAUUAAAGUUUACUUUGAUCUGUGACUUGAAGCUCUAAAUAUGAGACUUGGAGUCCUGUCAUUUCUGGUUCUAGGAAUCUGCUCAUUAACAGUGUGGUGUCUUCCACUCAAAUCUGUGUAUGUGACAUUCCCUGGAGAUGUGAUCAAGAAAAUGACAGACAUACAGCUGGCAGAUGAGUACCUGAAGCGUUAUGGCUACAUAGAUGUCUUGCAGAAGAGUGGAAUGCAGUCAGUCAUAUCCACUUCAAAAGCUCUGAAGAAGCUCCAAAAGCAUCUCGGACUGCAGGAGACAGGGACACUUGACAAACGCACAAUUGAUGCAAUGAAGCAGCCUCGUUGUGGGGUCCCAGAUAUCCGCAACUAUCAGACUUUUGCUGGGGACCUGAAAUGGAACCACAAAGAUGUCACAUACAGAAUUCUGAAUUAUUCUCCUGACAUGGAAGCCUCUUUGAUCGAUGACGCAUUUGCCAGAGCUUUCAAGGUGUGGAAUGAUGUGACCCCUCUGACUUUUACCCGCCUCUAUGAGGGCACUGCUGACAUCAUGAUCUCCUUUGGGAAAGCAGAUCACGGUGAUGGCUACCCAUUUGAUGGCACAGAUGGCCUGCUGGCUCACGCCUAUCCUCCAGGUGAAGGAAUACAGGGGGAUGCCCAUUUUGAUGAUGAUGAAUACUGGACAUUGGGCACCGGACCUGCAAUUCAAACUCGCUACGGUAACGCAGAUGGAGCCAUGUGCCACUUCCCGUUCCUGUUUGAGGGAAUAUCCUACAAAACCUGUACCACUGAGGGGCGCACAGAUGGACUCCCCUGGUGCGCCACCACUGCAGACUAUGACAAGGACAAUAAAUUUGGCUUCUGUCCCAGUGAACUUCUCUUCACAUUUGGGGGGAACAGCAAUGAGGCACCAUGUGUCUUUCCCUUUGUGUUUCAGGGGGUAAAAUAUGACUCAUGCACCACAGAUGGACGAACUGAUGGGUAUCGCUGGUGUGCCACUACAGCUAACUUUGACACAGAUAGCCAAUAUGGAUUCUGCCCUAAUAGAGAUACAGCUGUGAUUGGUGGGAAUUCAGAUGGAGAGCCAUGCCAGUUUCCUUUCAUCUUCCUGGGAAAGACAUACACUUCCUGCACCAGCGAUGGCCGAGGUGAUGGAAAACUCUGGUGUGGAACUACCAGCAAUUAUGACACAGACAAAAAAUGGGGAUUUUGCCCUGAUAGGGGAUACAGUCUGUUUCUGGUAGCUGCCCAUGAGUUCGGACAUGUACUUGGUCUGGACCACUCCAACAUCAAAGAUGCUCUGAUGUAUCCCAUGUACAAAUAUGUAGAGGAUUUCUCUCUGCAUAGUGAUGACAUCAAGGGCAUUCAGUAUCUAUAUGGACCUAAAACAGGCCCUGAUCCCACUCCACCACAACCCAAGACAACUAAUUCCUCUCCAAUCAUGCCAACUAGACCCACCCCAAGUGAGACAACUGCAUUUGUUUCCACCACAACACAUGUAGUAGACCCUUCCCAGGAUGCCUGUGAAAUCAAAGAAUUUGAUGCCAUCACUGAAAUCCAGAAAGAGCUUCAUUUCUUCAAGGAUGGGCACUACUGGAAGUUAUCAAGCACUGGAAAACACAAAGGUCCUUUCUUGGUAUCUGAGAAAUGGCCUGCCUUGCCAGCAGUCAUUAAUACUGCCUUUGAAGACCAACUUACUAAAAAGAUUUACUUCUUUGCAGAAAAACAGUUCUGGGUAUAUACCGGAAAUGAAGUACUCGGACCACGUAGAAUUGAGAAGCUCGGCCUACCAAGCAACUUAGAAAGAGUGGUGGGAGCAAUCCAGAGAGGAAAAGGCAAAGUGCUUCUAUUUAACGGCGAGAACUUCUGGAGACUGGAUGUAAAGGCUCAGUUGAUAGACAGAGGGUACCCUCAAUUUACUGGAUCAGCUUUUGGUGGAGUGCCUAUCGAUUCACACGAUGUAUUCAUGUACAAGGGAUUCUUUUACUUUUGCCGGGAAAGUUUCUUCUGGAGAAUGAAUUCCAGAAAGCAGGUUGACCAAGUUGCAUAUGUGAAGUACAACCUCCUGAAAUGCUAUGACGGCAGUCAUUAGACACAGUCUAAUGAAGACGUCCAACAUCCUAAC